UGCGCGCGAGGUCGGAGGCGACGUCGGGCGCUCCUCUCCCAUCGUGCCUUGCGGCGGCUGGAGCGAGAGACAGGCCGCCCGAGUCGGUCGCCGGGGCUCGCGCUGCCUCCCGCUCGUCCCCCCGGUUGCCAAGGAGACGCGCUUCCUCCCCUUCGCCGCCGCCAUGUCGGCCCAGGCCCAGAUGCGGGCGCUGCUCGACCAGCUGAUGGGCACGGCCCGGGACGGUUCAGUGUAUCUUUGCCUGCCUACAUCAAUCUGCAAGGGAGUUGCAGAAAAGCCUCAUGUUCAUCGAGCCGAGAUGAAACCAGACAAAGGGUGAAGUUCACAGAUGAACGUGUCUGCAAAAGCCAUCUUCUGGACUGCUGCCCUCAUGAUAUUCUGGCAGGAACACGCAUGGACCUGGGAGAGUGUACAAAAAUUCAUGAUUUGGCGUUAAGAGCAGAUUAUGAGAUUGCAAGUAAAGAGAGGGACCUGUUCUUUGAGCUGGACGCAAUGGAUCACUUGGAGUCUUUUAUUGCUGAGUGUGACAGAAGAACUGAACUGGCCAAAAAGCGGCUGGCAGAAACCCAGGAGGAGAUCAGCGCUGAGGUGGCUGCAAAGGCCGAAAAAGUGCAUGAGCUAAAUGAAGACAUUGGCAAACUCCUGGCUAAAGCUGAGCAGCUGGGAGCUGAAGGGAAUGUGGAUGAAUCCCAGAAGAUACUGAUGGAAGUUGAAAAAGUUCGCGCAAAGAAGAAAGAGGCAGAGGAAGAGUACCGUAAUUCUAUGCCUGCCUCCAGCUUCCAGCAGCAGAAAUUGCGCGUGUGUGAAGUCUGUUCUGCUUACCUUGGUCUCCAUGACAACGAUAGGCGUCUUGCCGAUCACUUUGGAGGCAAAUUGCACUUGGGUUUCAUCCAGAUCCGUGAGAAACUGGACCAGCUGCGGAAAACUGUAGCGGAGAAACAAGAGAAGAGAAAUCAGGACCGGUUGAGACGGAGAGAAGAGAGAGAGCGAGAGGAGCGCCAGGGGAGACGGUCUGGAUCAAAAAAUAGAGAUCGCAGAAGGUCUCGGUCUCGGGAGAGGAGGCGAAGGCGCUCCAGAUCGGCCUCCCGCGAGAAGCGAAAGUCCCGCUCCAAGUCCCGCGAGCGCCACCGGCGCCACCGCAGCCGUUCUGGCAGCCACAGCCGAGGUCACCGGCGGGGAUCCAGAGACCGGAGUUCAAAACACAAAUCCUCUAGAGAUCGGUCUUCACGGGAGAAAUCACGGGAGAGAGAGAAGAAAGAGAAGAGCUCUUCUGAAAAGCGGCACGAGAGCACCAACGGGAAAUCUCAUUCGAAGCGGUCAGAGGAGAGGGAAGCCGGCGAGAUCUGAGCUCCGACGAGAUCUGUGUUGUACUGUAAAUAGUCCCGAGAAACAUUCUACACGGCCCAAAUUUCUCAUUUAUAUUAACGGAAUACAGCACAUCUUUUGUAGUUCUGAAUUUCUAUUGUUUCUGCAGGUAGCAGAGCUGAUAGUGUAACAGUUCCCUACUGUUGACAAAGUCUUUGUGAAUAGGAAUAAGCAGACGUGGCAGCCAGUCCUCAGCACUGACUAGCAACCUGAGCAGAAUGCAGCAGCUGGGAGCUAGCCCUGGGGGUGGGAUCAUAAUCUGCUGUAGAAACUCACGCCUCUCCCCCCCCCCCCCCCGGCCGCCUACUUUAAAAUGUCACUUGUCUGCUGCAAACUAAAGUCGUAAACUACUAAAGAACUUCCUGCAGCGCUGGUGCUUCUCUUCCCUUUCCGAGUCUGGCAAGUUCAUUUUACAUUUCCGAUAUUUAGGACCUUCAGCUAAACGUCAGCAAGCCACACGGGUCAAAAGUUUAUAACUUGGAUCACAACAGCCUAGCUCCUUAAAAGUGUCUCUAUCUUUUGAGGAACAUGGCACAGUCCUUUUUUUCUUAAUUGUCUUCAGCCUGAUAAGGUGGUAGAGUAUUCAAAUGAACUGUUAAUUGCUGGAUGCUUUUUGCUCAUAACCCAGUUCGUCCAUGUAUACUUCCACAGCUUGCAUAAUUGUGCCCUCCAGAACCUCAUUUUUCUGAGUCUUGUGUCCAGAUUUGCAGAUUGUAAGUAUGGAACCCACUAGACAUACACAUUGAUUGCCUAUGGAAGAGGUCCUAACUGAGAUGGAUGGGGUUCUGUUUUAUACGGUCUCAGGUACUUUGGAAGUCUCUCGGAGAGGGAAGUAUUUUGAAGCCGUUCCAUUCCGAGCAACCCUUUAGCAAAAAUAGCUCUGCCCGCUGGCAGCAAAGAAAUAAGACAGCCCAAAGAAAUACCUAGACUGUAGGCUGUUUGGGGACCCCUUGCAUUUAAGAUUUCUUGUGCAAUUGCAGAGAGAGAAAUGAUUCCUGUUGGGAGUGUUUGGAAUAGAAUUCAGUGCUGAUUGCUCUGAGAUAACUGUGCUUGUCAUUCCAGUUUACCUGAAACAACAGAUUUGCAGGGUUAAAGGAACAUAAUCUAACUUUAGGCUUAGAAUUUGUCACUGCCUUCUUUCCGUUGGGUUAGCCUAGCGUGAUACCUACUUACAGCAGCUGAAUUAUGAUGCAUUGGUAAAAACAGAAACAAACGCAUUACAGCGGCUGCAGCCACACCAUGUCCAGCAUGUUGGGUUUAUUUGCUACUGUUUUAAAUAAUUAUCUGCUAGUUUACUAUACCAGGGGCUCUCAAACUUGGGACCCCAGAAGUUGCUGGACUACAACUCCCAUCAUCCCCAGUCCCAGUGGCCAGGGAUGAUGGGAGUUGUAGUCAGCAAUCUCUGGGGACUCACGUUUGAGAGCCUCUGUACUGAACCAUUCCUGUUUUGUGUAUCUCCCUCUUUUUUUCCUUCAUCCGCAGAAUUGCACAGGUCUAACUCCCUGGUGUGUCCCUCUUAUUGCAUGUUUAGAGUUUCCCUUUGCUUUUUGCUCACUGCUGCAUUCUGAUUUUCUCUUAAGAACAGCUAACGGGAAGCAUCCUCUUAAGGCCUGUCAUUUGUGUGGGUGGCUUCAGGCAGAAUAAAUGAACCUACAGCAGGGAGCAUCUUCUCCUUUGCAGAUGUCUCUUGCUCUGGCGAAUUAGCCCCCGGGGUCUCAUCCAGACCCUACAGCUUUGCAUGCACAAAUUGCCACCAGGAUGGGCGACAUCUGGGCACACCCAAAACUAGAACGCGUCCCCCUUUAGAAAGUCGAGAGGCCCAGUUUUUAAAAAACAAACCAGCAAGGCAGUUCACAAGAUCACAUUAUGUGUACAAAGUAUUAGGAAUCCGUCCCUCAGUGGGAUUUUGUUAAGUUUGGUAUUUGCAGUUGAGCAGUUUGAUCCUUAACAGCACCUUUUUUAUUUUAUUUUUGCUUUUGAGGAGUUUUGGUCUAAGUAAUAAAGAUGUAAGUAAAAUGCUGUUGCCAGUCUGAUUCACAUUAAAAGCUUAUCUUUGUG
This is a messenger RNA of Hemicordylus capensis (graceful crag lizard), 3423 nucleotides long. RefSeq names its product LUC7 like (gene LUC7L). NCBI's taxonomy places the organism in Eukaryota, Metazoa, Chordata, Lepidosauria, Squamata, Cordylidae. The transcript has 11 exons. Gene Ontology annotation, biological process: mRNA splice site recognition. Gene Ontology annotation, cellular component: U1 snRNP; U2-type prespliceosome. The record is from RefSeq and is a predicted model, not a curated record. The coding region runs from base 394 to 1347 and encodes 317 amino acids. Gene Ontology annotation, molecular function: mRNA binding.